Molecule: messenger RNA, 1953 nt
Organism: Rhizophagus irregularis DAOM 181602=DAOM 197198
Lineage: Eukaryota; Fungi; Glomeromycota; Glomeromycetes; Glomerales; Glomeraceae
Molecular function (GO): protein binding
Source: RefSeq, a predicted model, not a curated record
AUGGCAUGUUCAAAAUUUAUAUUAGGGAAUUUACCUGAAUUAACAAGUAAUAUUAUACAAUACCUUUGGGAUGACAUUCCAACAUUACUUUCAUUGUUCAUUGAAAAUGGAGUUAAAUUACAUACAUUUGAAAUUGAAAUAGCAUAUACCUUUCAUAAUGUAAAUAAUGAAUAUUUUAAUUCUGUUUUUGAAUUAAUCUUACAAAAUCCAAAAUUCAUUAGUAAUAUUAAAAAUUUAAAACUUCAUUUUAAUGAAAAAAUUUUAAAUUAUAAUUUUUUAAAAUGUUUUUAUUCUAAAUGUAAUUUAAUUUCAUCACUUCAUUUUAAAUUUUCAGAAUAUGAAAGUUUUAAUAAUGAUUGUAUGGCGAUUGAAAACCAAUUAUUACAGAUUAUUAAUUCACAAAAAAAUCUUAAAAAAUUUUUUUUAGCAUAUAAUAAUCCAAUAUAUAGUAAGUCAUCAUCAUCAUAUGAUAGUUUUCCAUUAUAUAAUAUCAUUAAUCAUAAUAAUUCAAAUAAUUUAAAAAUAAUUAUAUUUCAUGGAAUUAAUUUUAAAAAUAUAUCAUAUAUAAAAAAAGCAUUUGAACAAUUAAAUGUUUUAGAAUCUAUUCAUAUACUUUAUUGUCAUAUUUUAAAUUCUAAUUUUAUUCAACAAAUAAUUGAUAUUAAUAAACCAUUUAAAUUAAGAUCUUUGUUUAUGAUACAAAAUAUUAGAUUUAAAUUAUUUAUUAAUGAUGAAUUAAAACACAAAUUAUUAGUAUUGAUUAAUAAUUAUUGUGAAAAAAUUAAAUUUUUUGAUUUAAAUAUAUUUAAUAUUCAGAGUUCUUGUUUAGUAUUAAGCUUAAUUAAAAAUUUUGUACAAAACCUUAAUUAUCUUUCUAUAGAUGUUCAUAAUUACAAUACUUUAUUUAUGCAUGAUGAAGAAAAUGAACUUAGUACAAAAUUAUUAUUAAAUUUAGCACAUAUUCUUCCUUGUAGAUUAGAAUAUUUAAAUUUAGAACUUGUUAUUAAUAAUACAAUUAAUGAUUUGAAAGUAUUUUUAAGAAAUUCAAAACAUAUUUUUAUUAAGAUAUUAUUAUUCAGAAUUAAUAUAUUGAUUAAUGACAUUUUACCAUGUAUAAAGGAAUAUAUUAUGAAAGAGAAAAGGGCUGAAUAUUUAGCUAUUGAAGGAUAUUAUAAUAAUAAUUAUUUAUAUAAUUAUAAAAAAGAUUUGUUUACUAUGACAGAUGAAUUGAAGGAAUUUGAAUCAUAUAAUAUUAAAGUUAAAAAAUAUAAUUGUUUAUAUAUUAGAGCCUAUGAACUUAUAGAUGAAAUAACUAAUAUGAAAAAAAAAUCUGCAACAAAAAGUAAAGAUGAACUGUCCAAUAAAGAAGAAAUCGUUGAAUUGAAUCAUGGACAAACUUCUACCUUCCAAAAAACAAAAAGUAAAGAUGAACUGUCUGAUGAAGUAAAAAUUGUUGAAGUGGAUCAUGGACAAAUUUCAACUACUUCUACUACCGGCCAAAAAAAAUGUGAAAAUCAAAAUAACUUGGCAACCAGUAAUUGUAUGAAGACGUGCAAUAGCUCAUUAGAAUCAUCCUAUCAAGACACAUUGAAUGGUGUUCUUACCUGUUCAGAUUAUGAUUCAAAAUGUUCUUCAAAAGGUAGUUCAAAAGGAGUUUCACAAGAAGGUUCAGGAAAUAACUCUAAAGAAGGCUCAGAAAGUAACUAUAAAGAAGGGUUAAUAGAUGGUUUACAAGCAAAAUUAUCAUUAAAUGGUGAUAAUAAAAAGUCCAAAGUUUCAGAAUAUGGCAAAAAAAGUGCAUUUGUCUUAUAUAUGUCUUUAUUACAUAUCGGUGGAUUUGUUUCAUCACCUAAAUAUGCUGAAUUUUUGCAUUAUGCAAGCACAGCAAAGUUAAGGAUGACACUAGGAAAUCAAAGAAAAAGAGAAUCAUUAAAAAAUGUUUCAUUAAAAUAG